Molecule: messenger RNA, 3819 nt
Organism: Budorcas taxicolor (takin)
Lineage: Eukaryota; Metazoa; Chordata; Mammalia; Artiodactyla; Bovidae
Gene: GYG2
Product: glycogenin 2
Exons: 10
Coding region: 107-1489 (460 amino acids)
Cellular component (GO): cytoplasm
Molecular function (GO): glycosyltransferase activity
Source: RefSeq, a predicted model, not a curated record
AGACGCAGACGACGCCUCCGCUUGGCUCGGCGGCUGGAGCCCGGGAGACAGGCCGCGCCCGGGCGCCCUCGGCCGCGUGGUGCCCACCGCGCGCUGCGCCCACACCAUGCCGGUGUCCGACCAGGCGUUCGUCACGCUGGCCACCAACGACGUCUACUGCCAGGGGGCCUUGGUGCUGGGGCAGUCACUCCGGGAGCACAGGGCCACCAGGAGGCUGGUGGUGCUGGUCACGCCUCAGGUGUCCACCCCGCUCAGGGUUAUCCUCUCAAGGGUGUUCGAUGAGGUCAUCGAAGUGAACCUCAUAGACAGUGCGGACUACGUCCACCUGGCCUUUCUGAAGAGACCUGACCUCGGAAUCACCCUCACCAAGCUUCACUGCUGGACGCUCACCCAUUACAGCAAAUGCGUCUUCCUGGAUGCAGACACAUUGGUGCUGUCCAACAUCGAUGAGCUCUUCGACAGGAGGGAGUUUUCUGCGGCCCCGGAUCCCGGGUGGCCGGAUUGCUUCAAUAGCGGGGUGUUUGUCUUCCAACCCUCGCUGGAGACGCACAGCCUCUUGCUACAGCACGCCGUUGAGCACGGCAGCUUUGACGGGGCAGACCAAGGCUUGCUGAACAGUUUCUUCAGUAACUGGUCCACCGCCGACAUCCGGAAACACUUGCCCUUCAUCUAUAACUUGAGCAGCAACACCACGUACACCUACAGCCCUGCUUUCAAACAAUUCGGCUCCAGUGCGAAGGUGGUCCACUUUCUGGGGUCCUUGAAGCCUUGGAACUACAAGUACAAUCCCCAGACGGGCUCCGUUUUGGAGGAGGGCUCCGGGCGGGCCGACCAGCAUCAGACGUCCUUCCUUAACCAGUGGUGGGGAAUUUACCACCGUAGCAUCUUGCCCCUUUGUGAAAAUAUCCGGAACAAGGACCACCAGGCGCCCCCAGGUCACACGGCUCGCCUUGGAGGCAUUGGGGUGCCGCGUUCCAGUGCAGCGGCCACAGCAGAGGGGUCGUGUGCGAAGCCAGCAGAGGGGCCCAGGCAGGCUAGCUCUGCUGACAGCUCGGAGAGGACCGUGGGGGUGGAGGGAGACAUCCCAACUCUGGCAGCGUGCCCUUCCGAAGAGACGGUAGGUUGGCGGGAAAUAGAGACUCGAGGUGAAGUGCGACGUGACCUGUUCUCAACACCCUCCCCCCAGUUUGCAGACCUCACAGAGAUCCAAAGCUCUUCGUGGCGGGCGGAGAACGACGGAGGUGCCCCAGCCGAGGACGCCUUGGAACCGAGCCUGGAGCCCCCUGCGGAUGUCAGCAGGGGCUCCAGUCCCCAGGACGCUCUGGAGGUGGACCUGACCAUUUCCGUCUCCCAGAUCUCCAUCGAAGAGAAGCUCAAGGUCCUGAGUCCCGAGGAGGAGCGGAGGAAGUGGGAGGAGGGACGGAUGGAUUACCUGGGGAAGGACGCCUUCGCCCGCAUUCAGGAAAAGCUGGACCGCUUCCUGCAGUGACCACGCUGUCCUGUUCCAUCAACGUCCCAAAGCCCUUUCCAAGGAGCUCUUCACCCACGUGCCUCUGUUUAUGGUCGGCCCACCUGAGUGCCUUCUGCCCACCCUGUUGUCCAUCCAAAACCCAGCUCGAAGCCCCGUGUGACCCCAGCUCCCCAUGUCUCUCAGGCUUCCCCGGGGACGUCCUGUCUCCUUUAUGUCUUGUUAGCAAAUCACUGAGGAUGGUGACUGCAGCCAUGAAAUUAAAAAACACUUGCUCCUUGGAAGAACAGCUAUGACCCACCUAGACAGCAUAUUAAAAAGCAGAGACAUCACUUUGCCCACAAAGGUCCGUCUAAGUCAUAGCUAUGGUUUUUCCAGCGGUCAUGUAUGGAUGUGAGAGUUGGACCAUAAACAAAGCUGAGCACCAAGUUGAUGCUUUUGAACCGUGGUGUUGGAGAAGACUCUUGAGAGUCCCUUGGACUGCAAGGAGAUCCAACCAGUCCAUUCUGAAGGAAAUCAGUCCUGAAUAUUCAUUGGAAGGACUGAUGUUGAAGCUGAAACUCGAAUACUUUGGCCACCUGAUGCGAAGAACUGACUCAUUUGAAAAGACUCUGAUGCUGGGAAAGAUUGAGGGCAGGAGGAGAAGGGGACGACAGAGGAUGAGAUGGUUGGAUGGCAUCACCAAUUCAAUGGACAUGGGUUUGGGUAAACUCCGGGAGUUGGUGACGGACAGGGAGGCCUGGCGUGUUGCAAUCCAUGGGGUGGCAAAAAGUCAGACACGACUCAACAGCUGAACAGCAGCAAAAGAGAACAUGAGUAUAGCCUUCUGGUCAACCCUGGGUCUCUGGACUUGCUUGAAGGAGCUCAGGAUUUUCUCCUGGACUGAUGAAACCACGUCCAUCCUAUGUAGGAUUAGCUUGAAGCACUGCCGAGCUUCAAACACGUAGCACUCAGAAAGGUAUUGAGCUCCCUGAGAACCUUCAGAAUGAUUAAGUCCUUUUCUUGAAGACGGGGUCAAUGUCUGGAUGUCUUGAGUGUGACUGUGGUGUGAAUUUUGCCAAGACUGGCUGGCAGACACCACGGCUGUGCUUUCUCUUCUGCAGAAAUACCCAGGGGGACUUCAAAGUCUCUUGACAUAGUCCCCAAGGGGACACAUCAGAACUAUUUGGAAGGAGAUUCUAGCUGGCUGGGGAGAGGUGACCUCUUCCAAACUGGUUUAACCCCUGCUGUAGAAGACGUCCCAGGUGGCGCUAGUGGUAAAGAACCCGCCUGCUAACACAGGAGAUAUGGGUUCGAUCCCUGGGUCGGGAAGAUCCCCUGGAGAAGGAAAUGGCAACCCACUCCAGUUUUGUUUUGUUUUGUUUUUUUCAUUUUGCCCUUUUUAUUUUGUAUUGGGAUGUAGCCGAUCAACAAUGUUAUGAUGGUUUCAGGUGGACGGCAAAGGGACUCAGCCAGACACAUACGUGUGUCCAUUCUCCCCCAGACUCCCCUCCCAUCCAGGCUGCCAGGUGACAGAGUACGCAGGAAUAAGCACCCAGGGUUUACGCCAAGGGUCACGUGCUCAUGGUGACUGGAUCUGGGGAGGCUGUUUCUCUGGAGGCGAAUCCGUGCGGGGUUGAGGACACGGGACUGCCCUUGGCUGGGUCUCACUACCUCACCUCACAGCUGCACUCGUGGUCCUCAGUCAGCCAAUGCAACUCAGCUACGUGGGGACGAUGCUCCAUUCUAUGACAGUGGAUGCGGUAAUUCCACGGGAGAGCCUUACUUCAGAAGCACCCUCAUUUGGAAUGAAUGCAGUGUGUCAGACCCUCUCAUGGGGUCAGCGUUUGUGGCCACCGCAAGGACAGUUAAAGCCAGGUGUCAGCUGCUGUCAUAACGAGGAGGAGAUGCUGGCCACCACCAAGAUAAUUAAAGCCAGACAUGGGUCGCUGUACUAAAGACAAGAUGCGGGUUUUAAAUGUUUGAGUGGUUCAUUUAUCGCCUCCCCAGGUGGCUGAGUGGUAAAGAGUCUGCAGGAGGUGUCAGGUUUGAUCCCUGGCUUGGGAAGAUCCCUGGGAGGAGGAAGUGGCAGCCCGCUCCAGCGUGCUUACCUGGAGAAUCCCGUGGACAGAGGAGCCUGGGGGCCUACAGUCCAUGAGGUCGCAGAGAGUCAGACACGACUGCGUGGCUGAGCACGUACUAUUGAAAAUCGUGACGUGGGCUUGGAAGAAGGUUGAGGUGGAUUUGUUCAAAUCCACGCGGGAUCUGAGUGGACUUCUGGGGUUUGUAGUAGCGUUUGCUGUGAGAGGUGCCCUCUCUGGAGGAGUUUUUAUUUCUUAUCUGUGGCUGAAUGAUCUGGCUUCUUGGUUGGC